CAAACCAAGAAAUUCAGAAAAAUGGAGAGAAAAGCUGAUCAUGCUACUGCCAACCGCACCUACGAUGAGUUUGAUCCAGUCUUUAACUGGAAAAGCGAACAAGGAUUCGAAAUUCUCACAAUUAACCUUCCAGGGUUUAAGAAAGAGCAACUUAAAGUGCAAGUAACCUCAACGAGGAAGGUGAGAGUGAUGGGGGAACGUCACGCAGGAGCCACCAGAUGGAUCCGUUUCCGCAAGGAGUUCCCUAUUCCGGCUAACGUCAAUGCUGACUCCAUUGCUGCCAUAUUCCAAGGCACAAGUCUUGUUGUGAAGCUCCCUAGACUAGAGCCAGCGGGGAAACAAACUUCUCCCAUUGGUAUAACCGCAAGACCUCCCCCGGUUCAUAAGGAAACCGAGAAGGUACAACCAACAAAGCCAUCUGGAGAGGAAGACAAGAAACAGGCUGAGGAAGGAGGAGCUCUUAAAGGUGAAGAGAAGGGAAACGUUUGUGAUGGAGUUAAGAAAGAUUAUAGAAGUAAAAUGAAUGCAUACAAGGAGAAUCUUGGAGGAUAUAUGGCAAUGAUGAAGAAUAAUCAGAGAGAAAUCACAAUUGGUAUGGUUGCUCCAGCGGCUGCGGUUCUGUUGCUGUCGAUUGGAUUCUAUGCUAGCCAAAUGUUUACUUCUUAAUAAGCUCUAUAAAGAUUUCUCAAA
Raphanus sativus (radish) is the source of this 690-nucleotide messenger RNA. RefSeq names its product inactive protein RESTRICTED TEV MOVEMENT 2. The transcript is spliced from 2 exons. Bases 22 to 666 code for a protein of 214 amino acids. The record is from RefSeq and is a predicted model, not a curated record. Lineage: Eukaryota; Viridiplantae; Streptophyta; Magnoliopsida; Brassicales; Brassicaceae.